UAGUUCGAUCCACAGAGCGAACGAAGAGGAAGAAGACUAACGCUCUGAUCGUCCAGUUCGUCUCUUAAGCCAAUGCUCAAACCCUAAUCAGGAUCCCUCCAAUGGCAUCUUCUGCAACAGUUGCCGAUUCGCCGGCCCCGCCGAACCCAGAUAAUAUUCAGCCAUUCUUUGUUAUUCACAAAGCAUUCUCACGGAAAUCUAAGAAGAAAUCACCUCGUGCUGGGAAAGCCAAGAGGAAGAUUGAUUUGUCUCCAUUAGUAUCUAAGAAUGCUAAGAAAGCAGACGAGGAGAGUGUUGAAGAGUGUGAUAGCAUGCGAAUGGAAUAUUUUGGGAUCGUAUGGUCAAAAAUUGAGACAACCAUUAAGAAUGUUUUGAGGGACAUGAACAUUAAUGUAUUUAGUGACAUUCAUCAUUGGGUUCGUGAGUCCUUCAAUACUAUUAGAUCAUCUGGACCACCCAGCUUAACUGAAGCAACUUGUUCGUUUCCCUUUGUAAAAGAUACUACUUUGAAGAAGCUGUUCACUGGGCUGGUUCUGACAAAGAAUAUGGAGUUUGUUGACGAUCUGUUGACAUUUGAAGAUCUUGGCUUACACUUAAAAUCUCAUGGAUGUCACGUGGCCAAUCUUUCCUCGUUAGACUUUUUGGCAAAAAAUGGAAUUGGAGGCUGUUUAAGAAGUUUGUUGAGACAGUUUUUAAUGGUUUCAUUGGAUGCUGCAGAUAUAUCAAUCUUAGCAUCUUGGUACAGAGAGCAUGAUAAGUAUAAUAAUCCAGUUGUUAUAAUAAUAGAUGAUAUGGAGCGAUGUUGUGGAUCCAUCUUAUCAGAUUUCAUUCUUAUGUUGAGUGAAUGGGCUAUAAAGAUUCCGGUCAUUUUAAUAAUGGGCAUCUCAACAAUGCUUGAUGCCCCAAGUAAUGCGCUGACUUCAAAUGCGCUACAACAUUUAUUCCCUUGCAAGUUUAUUUUGGGAACUCCAGCUGAGAGAAUGGAUGCAGUUGUUGCGGCUGUUCUCGUUGGUCAGCCUUCUACGUUCAGUAUUAGCCACAAGGUGGCAGCUUUUAUGAGAAACUACUUUGUUAGCCAAGAUGGGACAUUAACUUCUUUUGUUAGAGCCUUAAAGAUAGCUUGUGUCCAGCACUUUUACGUGGAGCCUUUGAGCUUUGUACUUAGAGGAUUUCUUCUUCAAGAAGAUUGUCAGGAGUUCCAAGUUGAGACAAAUGGUUUACUACCAGAAACAAUGCUUAAGAAGGCUUUUGACCUUCCAUCUUGUGAAAGGAAUAAAAAGGUUUCACAGACGAGUGAAAAUUUGAUUGAUGGUUUGUCUGAACUUAAGAGAUUGCAAAAGCUAUGGAGCAUUGUGGUUCUGUGCCUGUAUGAUGCCGCCAAGUAUGGUAAUAUUCGACUUUUGGACAUACUUUGUGAGGCACUGAAUCCUGAAUUGUACAACUCAAGGGGUACUGAUGCUCAAGCGGAAUCAGAAAAAGAUUCUGGAAGAUCUCCUUCUAAUGGCUGUUUCAUGGAUAGGCAAUAUCCUAGCUCGAGAAAAGAUGGUUUUAUCAACAAGGUCGUUCGCAUAGUGAAGGAUCUUCCAAGAUCGCAGCUUUAUAAUUUGCUAAAGAGCUGGGAAGAACGUACUGCAGACAUAAUUGAGAUCCAUGAAGAUGUGAAGGAGUUGCUAUUUACAUUAAAAAGUGAGGAGCACAAGCGUCAGAAACAACGUUCAACUAGCGUAUCCAAGAGGCAUAUAUCUCGUGCCCAGUUGAAUAUGGAGAGGGACUCGCAGGUAACAAAUGAGAAAGCUGCAACAUUAAUAGAUCGCAUGAUUAGGGACUAUAUGCAUCCUCUUGAAUGUGUUCCGUUUCAUGAAAUUAUUUGUUUCAAGAAUGUUGACAAGCUUCAACUGGCUUUAGUUGGCGAUCCAAGAAGAAGGAUUCAGGUUGAUCUUUUGGAAUCGCACAAAAUCCUCCAGUGUAAUUGUUGCAACAGGAAGGGAAGUACCUUAUUGCCAUCCAUGCAUGAUACAUCGAUCAUGUAUAAUCUGGCACAGGAGCACGGUGACCUGAUCAAUCUUCUAGACUGGUACCAAUCUUUCAAAUCAGUAGUUCUUUGUCCAGGUGUUAAGAGGAAACGCAAAUCAAAGCAGAAAUGCAAAGAUAUGAAUGAACCUCAAAAACAGAGUGAAGUAUCAAUUCAAGCAAGAUAUUGCAGGGCAGUUACAGAACUCCAGAUUACAGGGCUCCUUAGAAUGCCAAGCAAAAGGCGGCCGGAUUUUGCACAGAGAGUAGCCUUUGGAUUAUAAUGCAAACUCCGGCUCUGGUUCACCUGACCUUCCCACCUUUAAUGUUGCUGGUAUUAGUGCAAGUUUCAAUUGUAUUUGUUUCUGUAUCAUGUGUAUAUAGGUCUAUAUUAUAUAAGUUGGAUAAGAAAAACAUAUUGUAAUUUUGAGAUCUAUAUAGAAAAUGUUACAGAAACCUUCAGUUAAGAAACAGACUGGCCAAUUCUAAUG
Tripterygium wilfordii is the source of this 2501-nucleotide messenger RNA. Its product is annotated as origin of replication complex subunit 3. Gene Ontology annotation, cellular component: nuclear pre-replicative complex; DNA replication preinitiation complex; nuclear origin of replication recognition complex. The coding region runs from base 102 to 2294 and encodes 730 amino acids. Gene Ontology annotation, molecular function: DNA replication origin binding. The record is from RefSeq and is a predicted model, not a curated record. The transcript has 17 exons. Gene Ontology annotation, biological process: DNA replication; DNA replication initiation. Lineage: Eukaryota; Viridiplantae; Streptophyta; Magnoliopsida; Celastrales; Celastraceae.